Cercopithifilaria johnstoni is the source of this 2115-nucleotide messenger RNA. NCBI's taxonomy places the organism in Eukaryota, Metazoa, Nematoda, Chromadorea, Rhabditida, Onchocercidae. The record is from the annotation of a GenBank genome assembly.
AUGGCUGAAGCUUCAGAAGAUGUACAACAUGCAAAUAAAUUUUUCUGGCAUCAACGUAGCAUCGAUUUGAUUGGAAAUGGAGCCUUUGGAAGGGUUCACAAAGGUCGAAAUCAAGAAACGGGUGAGUUCGUGGCGAUCAAAACCUGCAAUAAAUUCAACACUCAACAGCAUCUCCGUGAAAUUGAAAUUUUGCGACAAAUAAAUUCUCCAUAUAUCGUCAAAUUUAUUGCCUCUGGCACGAUUGAUCAAGAAGAUGUGAAUGAAACUCAACAAAUGGUGCUCAUCAUGGAGUUGGCGGAUGGUAGUGUAAGAGAUGAGCUGAAGAAAUUGGAAAAUAUGUUUGGUCUGCCGUAUCAAAUUCUUUUGCAGUUAAUCGACCAUCUUGAAAAAGGAUUAUCGUAUCUGAAUUCAAAGAAGAUUGCACAUCGAGAUGUAAAACCUGAAAACUUAUUAGUUUUCGAUAAAUAUGGGAGGAUGAUCUUCAAACUAUGUGAUUUUGGUGGUUCGAGAUUUCUUACUGAUAACUUUCAACCGUUGCAUUCCAUUUGUGGUACACCAGGAUAUCUUAAUGAAUAUUCAACGGCCAAUUUAGCCCAAAAAACAACGGCCCUGUCAUAUACGAAAGACGAAUGUGAUCUGUGGUCAGUAGGUUGUACGUUAUUCGAAUGUGCCACGGGUGUUUUACCUUUUGUACCACCAAAAGGACCAGCAGAUACACUUGGAAUGUAUAAUAUGAUGAUUAGUCGACCAGCAAAUGCUAUAUUUGGUCGGGCAAGUGAAACGGGUGAAUUUUUGUGGCAGAAAGAUUUUCCCAGUGGACGUUGUUUAUACCCGGAGAGUUUCCGUCGUAUUCUCGGAGAAUUCAUUCGGCAUUUGUUUGAUAGACGUGAAGCAACUCGUCUAACGUUUAACAAAUUUGAUGAAAUGUGCAAAGAGCUGUUAAAUUUGAAACGAAUACGUGUUUUUAAGAUGAACAUUAUGUGCUUGGAGGAGUACUUUGAUACUUCAGCUGUUAAUCAUUUCGAGAAAUCCUAUUUUGAUGUUUACGUGAAGACUGGUAUGCCAGCACAUAAUUUGAUCUGUCUGUUAACACUUCCAACUGGUUCCGCGGUUGUUUGCAAAUUAUCUCCAUUUCCUAUGGACUUAAUCGACCGCUGUUCUGAUAUUAUUGUUAUGGGACUUCAGAAUAGUGAAAAUUAUAUUUUGCCAAUCAAAUUACCAGAACUAAUUGUGCAUUCACCGUUUCCGCAGUGCAAUCAUGAUCCAACCUUUCAUGAGAUGAAACUUGCGGCUGCGAGUACGUUGAGCGUGGAACGACAGACAUAUGAAUUGCAGGACACAAUACCGGAUGUUAUUCGAAUUUUGCGUUCGGUACAUAACAAAUUACUGAAAGAAGCUGAGAUUUUAACGCAUGAUUGCAAUUUUGCAAGCCGCUUAGCAAAACAGCUACGUUUACUCUCGAAAGCAAUUGCGUUGAGCAAGGAAACAGCGGAAGAACGUAAGGCGGUUGAAAAUAACGCACUUUCAGUUGUACGAGAAUUGAACUUUAUUAGAGAGGCAGUGAAGUGGAUUUGUAGCAUGUUGCAGCAAAUUGAUGUACGUAUCGCUGUUGUUCAGUCGAAACACAUCACGAAAGAGCCAUCCUUGAAGGUUGAACUUGAAGCAGUUGUGAAGCUUCGAACUUUCUCACCGUGUAACCGUGCUUCAGAAAAUGUUUUACAGAUGGAGACAGAUAGGAAAUAUUUGUUGAAUUCUUAUGAAAAAACGGUGAGAAAUUAUGAUGAAAAACUGAAGCAACUCUGUGAUAUUUUCAUGGGACCAUUGCAAAUGAUAGCUAGGGAUAUGUUCGAUUUAUCGCACAAACUUUUUAAAACAAAAAAACAAUUAGAGGAAACUCUGCAGCUGAUUGCUAUCACCGAGCAAACCAAUGAGUGUCGCCUGCAAGCUGCUGAAAAAGAAAAUGGUAGUUCAUACAACGCCCUAUCGAAACCAAUGGUCAGAAGUGAACUUUCCUCGCUAUUAAAAGAAUUCGAACUGCAUGCUAGACAGCAGAAAAUCAAUGCAGCGACUUCCUUGGCUUUAACGAAAGAAUGGCUUCUCGAUAUGAAAGAUUAA